Molecule: messenger RNA, 1283 nt
Organism: Phoenix dactylifera (date palm)
Lineage: Eukaryota; Viridiplantae; Streptophyta; Magnoliopsida; Arecales; Arecaceae
Product: ethylene-responsive transcription factor ERF071-like
Biological process (GO): ethylene-activated signaling pathway; regulation of DNA-templated transcription
Molecular function (GO): DNA binding; DNA-binding transcription factor activity
Source: RefSeq, a predicted model, not a curated record
AUAUAAAACCCCGGUUGCCGACUCAAAUCCCCCGUCACCACCAUUCCUCCCUUCUGCUUAAACCCACAAAACAACGCAAAACCCCUCCUCUCUUCUUUCCUGUGUUCCAUUUCUUAAACUGAAGGGAAAGCUCUCGCAAAAGUUAGCAGCAGCCAUGUGUGGAGGUGCCAUCAUCUCUGACUUCAUCCCUCCCCGGAAAAGCAGCAGCUCCAACCUCCGCCUCUCCGCCUCCGACCUCUGGCCCGAUGCUUCCUCCUUUUUCUUCCCCAAGACUCCCGAGCCCGUCUCCCAACCCCCUCCCCCCGAGAAAGGGAAGAGGAAGAGGGAAAGGAAGAAUCUUUAUAGAGGUAUCCGACAGCGGCCGUGGGGGAAGUGGGCGGCCGAGAUCCGGGACCCCAUGAAGGGCGUCCGCGUCUGGCUCGGCACCUUCAGCACCGCCGAGGAGGCCGCCCGCGCAUACGACCGCGAGGCCCGCCGCAUCCGCGGCAAGAAGGCCAAGGUCAACUUCCCCAACGAAGAACCCCCUCCCGAGCUCCCUAAACCCCCAUCCCAGUCCCAUCACCCGCACUACUACCCGCGCGGUCCCAUCCCUUCUUUCCCACCCUCCGUCCCUCGCGGCCGUCCGUUCGCUGCUCCGAAGUUGGAAACGCCGGAUCCGUCCCCUGCUCCUGCUGUUGCGAACGGUGGCGAUGGCCUCGACGCCGGCGAGGUGAGGAGACUGUCGGAGGAGCUGAUGGCGUACGAGGCGUACAUGAACUUCUUCGAGAUCCCGUACAUGGAGAGCGAGGCGGUGGCGCAGCCCGUGGCGCCAGAGGCGGCGGCGGCGGCGGCGGUGGUGGUGUCGGAGGCGGGUUCGAUCCCGUGCAUUCAGCAAGCGGCCGUGCCUUCGAGUAUGGAGAUGCUGUGGAAUUUCGAUGACGACUUUCUGCCCACUUCCAUUGCCCUUUGAUUUCGCCGCCUUCUUUCUCUGCCCCUCUGCCUCUCAAGUCUAAUUUCUCUAUUUGUGUAUAUUUAAAUUUCGCUGCUGUUUUUCCUUUGUACAACAAGCCGAACGUUAGGACUUGUUCAAUGUUAUUUUUCUGGUGAUCUGUUGAAAACCUUUAAAUAUUUGCUUUGUAUGAUUUAAUUUUCUGAAAAUAAGGAACUGUGAUCUGCCCUGUUACAAUGAGCGGAUAGUUCAGUUCAGCUCAUGCUCUGCUUCCCUGCAGUAUAGUUUGUGAAUCGUGAUGUAUGAGUUAUUGUUACUAUACAAUCAGAUCGGUCCGCAUUUGUUUUGCUGCUCA